This is a messenger RNA of Miscanthus lutarioriparius, 213 nucleotides long. NCBI's taxonomy places the organism in Eukaryota, Viridiplantae, Streptophyta, Magnoliopsida, Poales, Poaceae. The record is from the annotation of a GenBank genome assembly.
AUGGAGUUCACGGAGGCGUUCAAGCAGACGGGCCCGUGCUCCUUCUCCCCCGACUCGUGCUUCCUCGCUAUUGCCGUAGACUAUCGCCUCAUCGUCCGGGACAUCGUCUCACUGAAGGUACCCGCACCGUUCAUUCCCACAUUGCCUUUAUCUCGGUCCAUCCCUAGUCUCGUGAGUCGGAAUGUGGGUUUAGGGUUUGGGUUCCUGGUGUAA